AUGAACCUUCUACUUACUUUGGUUAUGUUUACUGCGGCUGUCUCUGCCUGCAGUGGCCCUGCCUUCCGGUGUAAGAAGGCCCAGGGAUCUAAAUCUGGUGACUAUAGCAGAACUAGCGAGAUCUGCGCAGAAAUAGGUAAUGGCGCAGAUAUGUGCUAUUGCUAUGGGGCAGCUGAGGAUUACUGCUCCCUUGCGAGUGGUGCCGAUGUGAAAACGUUUCAAGAUGACUGUGAAGCGGACCCUGGAUGGUAUUAUGCGGCCUGUUAA
Messenger RNA from Penicillium samsonianum, 267 nucleotides. RefSeq lists its product as uncharacterized. Bases 1 to 267 code for a protein of 88 amino acids. The transcript has a single exon. NCBI's taxonomy places the organism in Eukaryota, Fungi, Ascomycota, Eurotiomycetes, Eurotiales, Aspergillaceae. The record is from RefSeq and is a predicted model, not a curated record.